Molecule: messenger RNA, 1475 nt
Organism: Manis pentadactyla (Chinese pangolin)
Lineage: Eukaryota; Metazoa; Chordata; Mammalia; Pholidota; Manidae
Gene: BUB3
Product: BUB3 mitotic checkpoint protein
Exons: 8
Coding region: 161-1141 (326 amino acids)
Biological process (GO): mitotic spindle assembly checkpoint signaling
Cellular component (GO): mitotic checkpoint complex; kinetochore; bub1-bub3 complex
Molecular function (GO): ubiquitin binding
Source: RefSeq, a predicted model, not a curated record
ACCAAUCCACUGCCUAGAGUGAGACGUUGGCGUUUGAAACCAGCCAAUGGCAGGCAUACACUGGAGCUUCCUUCCCACCUUUUCCCAGUCUGCGAGUACACUGAGGCAAGCUAGGAGGUGGCGGCGGCGGCGGCGAAGUUGCUUCUGAGUGGAGCUCAAGAUGACCGGUUCUAACGAGUUCAAGCUGAACCAGCCACCCGAGGACGGCAUUUCUUCGGUCAAGUUCAGCCCUAACACCUCUCAGUUCCUGCUGAUUUCAUCCUGGGACACCUCGGUGCGCCUGUAUGAUGUGCCGGCCAACUCCAUGCGGCUCAAGUACCAGCACACUGGCGCUGUCCUGGACUGCGCCUUCUACGACCCAACGCAUGCCUGGAGUGGGGGGUUGGACCAUCAAUUGAAAAUGCAUGAUUUGAACACCGAUCAAGAAAAUCUUGUUGGAACCCAUGAUGCUCCUAUCAGAUGUGUUGAAUACUGUCCAGAAGUGAAUGUGAUGGUUACAGGGAGUUGGGAUCAGACAGUUAAGUUGUGGGAUCCCAGAACUCCUUGUAAUGCUGGGACCUUCUCUCAGCCUGAAAAGGUGUACACCCUCUCAGUGUCGGGAGACCGGCUGAUUGUGGGCACUGCCGGCCGCAGAGUGUUGGUGUGGGACUUACGGAACAUGGGCUACGUGCAGCAGCGCCGGGAGUCCAGCCUGAAGUACCAGACCCGCUGCAUACGAGCCUUUCCAAACAAGCAGGGAUAUGUAUUAAGCUCUAUUGAAGGCAGAGUGGCAGUUGAGUACUUGGACCCAAGCCCUGAGGUACAGAAGAAGAAGUAUGCCUUCAAGUGUCACAGACUAAAAGAAAAUAAUAUUGAGCAGAUUUACCCCGUCAAUGCCAUUUCCUUUCACAACAUCCACAAUACAUUUGCCACAGGUGGUUCUGAUGGCUUUGUAAAUAUUUGGGAUCCAUUUAACAAAAAGCGACUGUGCCAGUUCCAUCGGUACCCCACCAGCAUUGCCUCACUUGCCUUUAGCAAUGAUGGGACUACACUUGCAAUAGCAUCAUCAUAUAUGUAUGAAAUGGAUGACACAGAGCAUCCUGAAGAUGGUAUCUUCAUUCGCCAAGUGACAGAUGCAGAAACAAAACCCAAGUCCACCUAAUCAUCUCGUGAAACUGGUUUCUCUGUGGAAAGCUUUGUUUUGCUUCCUACAAAUACCUGCUUAUCCCCUAAGGGAUGCCCUCUAGUCUUUGUGGACACAUUACUUAGUGUGUGGAUUUCUCUGUUUUCUGUCUUAUAAAAAACUUGUCUGUGCGCCCUUUCGUACCGACUUUGUGUAGGAUGAUGAGUCUUUGUGUCCUUGUGCAGUAGUCUGAAGAAUUUUUUCCCCCAGCAAGCCCAGUUGCUGUUUAUGAGCAGCUUGAGCUCUUUUGUAAAAUAAUCUAAACCUGUUAUUUCCCUGCUGUCAAAUAAAUCAGAGAUUCAGAACCCUUAAA